This is a messenger RNA of Porites lobata, 529 nucleotides long. NCBI's taxonomy places the organism in Eukaryota, Metazoa, Cnidaria, Anthozoa, Scleractinia, Poritidae. The record is from the annotation of a GenBank genome assembly.
GUGGUGCAAACGCUCAGAGAUGUCGUGACGGCUUCCGCAUCGAGAAAGGUCUUUUGUUGCAGUUUGUAAGUUAAAUUUUUCUCAUUCAGUGGAAUUCGAAGACGGUUCAGGCAAUUUUCGAAAUUAAGACAACAGCCUACCUCUCAACUAUUUAUCAAGUUUCAAAAGCUAUCGUGAACAUUAUUAUUGCUAUGUUCCUCGGCAGAUCGAGACAAUGGCGGAUGAGCAGGAGGCUACGGCCAACGAAGAUCGUCCUUUGAUAUACGACGACCAAAGGAAUGAAGCAGAACAAAGAAGUCAAAGAAGCAUCGACGAAAGUCUUCUUUCUUCCGCUGAUCAACGGCCUAAGGCUACAACAAGAAACCUUGUGGUGCUAUGCAUUCUGUUUGUCGAGCUUUGCGAACGUCUAACUUUCUACGGUGUAGCCGCCAAUCUGGUGUUUUACUGUAGCGAUGUGCUAAAGCUGCCCUCUCCAUUACCCAGUACAAUAACUUUGGCUUUUCAAGGUGAAAUCAUGUGUAUUGUCAGA